CAUUCUCAUAGAAGCCAAGCCAAUCAUAGCCAGCACACUAUUCUCUUUAUCUUAGCUCUCUUCCUCCCUGAGUUUUUAGUACUCAAAACUUGGUCCAUCUUUUGUUCUCUCAUAUAUUUCCAACUCCACCGAUCAGUUUUGAAGCCACGGUUUGCUUCAAACUUCCCAGUCGGAGCUGGUGGCGCGCGAUUGCAUGGAGUUGUAGCACAUUUUGAUCAUCAAGAAGUUGAUCAUUUCUGGGUGAGGUUUCAGGGCUACUGAACUCCCAACUGGGUUUUUCCAUUUCAUUGAAAAGAAAAUAUAUCACUGAAGAUCAUCAUGGGAGAAAUGACUGGCUUCCAAUUGGGAGUUAUUGGUGCACUGUUUCUUUCAGUUGCAUCAUCUGUCUCCAUUGUUAUAUGCAACAAAGCUUUGAUGAGCAAUCUUGGCUUCCCGUUUGCAACAACACUUACCAGUUGGCAUCUGAUGGUAACUUUUUGCACUCUUCAUGCGGCACAACGUCUCAAUUUUUUCGAGAGUAAGUCGAUUGACAUGAAGACUGUCAUGCUGUUUGGCAUUCUAAAUGGUAUUUCAAUUGGUUUACUCAACUUGAGCCUGGGAUUCAAUUCCAUUGGGUUCUACCAGAUGACCAAGCUUGCAAUUAUACCAUUCACUGUGUUGUUGGAAACUCUUUUCCUUAAAAAGCAAUUUAGCCAGAAGAUAAAGUUUUCUCUCUUCCUAUUACUUGUUGGAGUUGGGAUUGCUUCCGUGACAGACCUCCAGCUCAAUUUUGUUGGAACCAUUCUCUCUCUUUUAGCCAUCAUAACAACCUGUGUUGGCCAAAUUCUAACAAACACAAUUCAGAAAAGGCUCAAUGUAUCUUCUACGCAGCUACUCUACCAGUCAGCCCCUUUUCAAGCAGCUAUUCUUUUUGUAUCAGGCCCUUUGGUGGACCAGUACCUCACCAAGCAAAAUGUCUUUGCCCACAAAUACUCUUCCAUAGUCAUGGUAUUCAUCAUCCUUUCAUGCCUCAUAGCUGUGUCUGUGAACUUCAGCACCUUUCUAGUAAUUGGCAAGACAUCCCCUGUCACAUAUCAAGUGCUAGGCCACCUCAAGACAUGCCUUGUUCUGGGCUUUGGCUACACAUUACUUCAUGACCCCUUCACUUACAGGAACAUAAUUGGAAUUCUGGUUGCCAUUUUUGGGAUGGGAUUGUAUUCAUAUUUCUGCUUACAGGAGAACAAAAAGAAGCAAGCAGGUGACCUCUCUCUGGGCUCCCAGAUUAAAGAUAAGGAUGGCAUUCCACUUUUGAGUAUAGAUAAAGAUGGUCAUGAGGUUAAGAAAUCAACCAAGAACUCGCUUGUUUGAUUGAUAGGGAACUUUUGAUCAUGGUUUCAUCUUUCAUGUGUUCAUUACACUCUGAAUUUUCAGUCUUCAAGACAUUUUGAUGGGUGUAAAUGUUUUUCAUUCUUUUUUUUUAGAGGUGGAGGGGAGAGACUGAAAUCUUCUUGUGGGUGUAAGGGUAAAGUGCUCUACUACUAGAGUCAGAAAUCCCACAAAAUGUUUUUUAUUCUUUGAAUUAAUAAAUAUGCCAUUUUCAAAAUCAA
Prunus dulcis (almond) is the source of this 1586-nucleotide messenger RNA. Its product is annotated as UDP-xylose transporter 1. Bases 319 to 1347 code for a protein of 342 amino acids. Gene Ontology annotation, molecular function: antiporter activity; UDP-xylose transmembrane transporter activity. NCBI's taxonomy places the organism in Eukaryota, Viridiplantae, Streptophyta, Magnoliopsida, Rosales, Rosaceae. The record is from RefSeq and is a predicted model, not a curated record. The transcript has 7 exons. Gene Ontology annotation, cellular component: Golgi apparatus.